Molecule: messenger RNA, 946 nt
Organism: Lathyrus oleraceus (garden pea)
Lineage: Eukaryota; Viridiplantae; Streptophyta; Magnoliopsida; Fabales; Fabaceae
Exons: 2
Coding region: 158-646 (162 amino acids)
Biological process (GO): mitochondrial respiratory chain complex III assembly
Source: RefSeq, a predicted model, not a curated record
GUAAAAAUAUUUUACCCCUUGAAUAUUUCUUUUUCUCUAUUGAACAAUUGGGGCAGUUUUGGUUUUUUAAUGUGGGGUGAAUCUAAUGGUGGGAAAAGUAACUCCCCGGAGAAAUCAAGUAUCGGCGUGAAUCCAGAAAGUGAGGAAGAAGAGAAAAAUGAGGGGGAAAUGGCGAAGUGUUUGGAAUUGGAAUCGGAAUUUGGUGAAUGUGAAAUUGAAAAGGGAAAACGGUUGCCGGUGGCGGUUAUUGCACGAAGGUCCAGACACCGUAGAAGAACUUCUCGAUAGACAUUUAGUCAAGAAAGUUAGUAACAACAACAACGACGAUGACGAAGACGAGUUACUGAAUCGGAGGCGACUCACCAGCACUCGCCGUGAGGCACUGAGUCUAUACAGAGACAUUCUUCGUGCCUCGCGUUUUUUUGCCUGGUCUGAUUCUAAAGGCGUUCUUUGGCGCGAUCUCAUUAGAGAUAGCGCUCGUAAAGAGUUUGAGCUCGCUCGAUUCGAAACCGAUCCAGAGGUUGUUACUCGCUUGCUCAUCGGAGGACAUGAGGCUGUUAAUAACGCCAUUGAGAAGCUCGCCGAGAAACAGAGGCAGCAGAUUCAAAAGGAUCGUGGCAGUGGUGGCGGUCCUGAUCAAACCUGAUUGUGCCAAUGAUAAUCUUCUAACCUUAAGUUUUGGAAAGGACCUGUUCUUCAUGGAGAGCCAAAAGUUGAGCAUUGUGGAAUACAUCUGGCCAAGUAAGCGGCUGCAAUACUACCUAGUAGAAGUUUUGUUAGAAAAUUGUGAUAUCAAAUCUAUUAUGUAUCUCCAACAAAGCUAUAUUUGUACUAAAAUGAGUUGUCAUGUGGGUUAGUACACUGAUAUUAAUGUUUGGAAUAACAGCUGAAAUUUGCACAUACUGUCUUACUGUUUUGUGAUAAUAAGAAUACAAUUUUUUUGGAA